This is a messenger RNA of Glycine soja, 1573 nucleotides long. Its product is annotated as glycosyltransferase BC10-like. Gene Ontology annotation, molecular function: glycosyltransferase activity. The transcript has a single exon. Lineage: Eukaryota; Viridiplantae; Streptophyta; Magnoliopsida; Fabales; Fabaceae. The coding region runs from base 117 to 1361 and encodes 414 amino acids. The record is from RefSeq and is a predicted model, not a curated record. Gene Ontology annotation, cellular component: membrane.
AACAACAAACCCCCUUCACUCUCAAGUCUCAAAAUCUCCAUGACUCCACCGUUCCAAUUUCAAACAUUAAAUAAAAUACCAGCAAAUGUAAAUACACAAACAAGAUCCUCGAAACAAUGCUACUAUCUCCCAACCCACUUUCUCUUCUUUGUGCACUCCUUCUCUGCUUACCUCUAGCCAUAGUCUUCACCACCAACACCACACAUACAACAACAACCACCACCCCCAUCAUCCUUGACAUUCCAAUGCCUCUUCCCAAAAACAUUAGCAUCCACGAAAAUCCAAACAAAACAUCAUCAUUGUUGUCACCAUCACUAAAUAUCCAAGAUGACGAGCUUCACAAAGUAAUCACUCGUGAAAAAAGAAGACCCAUUGGGCCCAACAAAAAAUCAUUACUAACAUCAUUGUCAGUACCAUUAUCAUCACCAUCACCGUCUUUGUGGCAAGAAAACCGCCAUGACGCCCUAUUCAAAGCAGCCAUGCGCGUGAAUGCAAAGCCCACAAGGCCUAAGAAGGUAGCUUUUAUGUUUCUAACCAACAAACCCCUCCCAUUUGCGCCACUAUGGGAAUCUUACUUCAACCAAACCACAACAUCAAAGAAUCUCUUCAACAUUUACGUCCACGCGGACCCAACAUUUCCCUACCACGCGCCCUUCUCCGGCGUGUUCUUCAACCGCGUUAUUCGCUCACAACCCACCAGGAGAUUCUCCCCCACUCUCACCGCGGCAGCGCGUCGCCUACUUGCACACGCGCUCCUCGACGACACUUCCAAUUCCGUGUUCGUGCUACUCUCUCCCUCUUGCAUUCCUCUCCACUCGCUCAACUUCACCUACCACGCGCUUCUCCGCAGGGGCAAGAGCUUCGUCGAGAUUCUUGCCAAUGAAGCAGUGGCUUACGACCGUUGGGCGGCGCGUGGACCUCACGUGAUGCUCCCAGAAGUGAGGCUCGAGGAAUUCCGUGUGGGGUCGCAGUUUUGGGCGCUGACACGUCGGCACGCGCGGCUUGUCGUGAGUGAUCGCGUGCUGUGGCCGAAGUUCAACGUGCCGUGCGUGCGGUUUGACACGUGCUACCCAGAAGAGAAUUACUUUCCUACCCUUCUGAGCAUGUGGGACCCGCAGGGAUGCGUGCCGGCCACGCUCACGCAUGUGAAUUGGACGGGGCGUGUGGACGGGCAUCCUCGCACGUACGAAGCGUGGGAAGUGGGGCCCGAGCUGAUUCGGAGGAUGAGGGAGGAUAGGCCUAGGUACGGUGACGGUAACGGCGACGGACGGAGGGAUCCGUUUUUGUUCGCGAGGAAGUUCGCCGCGGACGCGUUGGAAGCGUUGAUGAGAAUUUCGAACGGCGUCAUCUUCAGGGACUAACGGCUGAAAUGUGAUGUGGAUGUUGAUAGGUAAAUAUAUACAUACAUGUAUCCAACGAAGAAAGAAAGGAACCAAGCUACGAAAUGUAUAAAUUAAUUUAAAACAGAUAUUUCAUCUUUGAUUUAAGCGUAUAAAAUAGAUAUUUCUACAUCUUUGAUUUAGAUUGCAAAUUUUGUAACAAUUGCAUUUUAUUUAAGAAUAUUAUUUUUAUA